Dromiciops gliroides (monito del monte) is the source of this 1783-nucleotide messenger RNA. It is a transcript of the gene CEPT1, whose product is annotated as choline/ethanolamine phosphotransferase 1. Gene Ontology annotation, biological process: phosphatidylethanolamine biosynthetic process. The record is from RefSeq and is a predicted model, not a curated record. Gene Ontology annotation, molecular function: diacylglycerol cholinephosphotransferase activity; ethanolaminephosphotransferase activity. The coding region runs from base 148 to 1398 and encodes 416 amino acids. Gene Ontology annotation, cellular component: Golgi apparatus; endoplasmic reticulum membrane. Lineage: Eukaryota; Metazoa; Chordata; Mammalia; Microbiotheria; Microbiotheriidae. The transcript has 9 exons.
CGGCAACUGCGAAAGUGUCGCGAACGCGCCGCUGCCGCCGAGCAGAGUCACCCGGACGGCCCGAGUGGAAGGUGCAGACCUGUGAGGGGCUCCGGGUCCCGCGCGGGAUUAAAACCAAGCAACUAGCAGAAGACGAGCUAAAGAUCCAUGAGUGGACAUCGAUCAACAAGAAAACGAUGUGGGGAUCCUCACCCGGAGGCCCCUGUGGGCUUCGGGCAUGUGAAUGCCACAGGAUGUGUAUUAAGUAAGUUGCUUCAGUUGCCUACCCCACCAUUGUCAAAACACCAACUAAAGCGCCUAGAAGAACACAGAUAUCAAAGUGCUGGACGAUCCUUGCUUGAACCCUUAAUGCAAGGUUACUGGGAAUGGCUAGUUGGAAGAGUUCCAUCCUGGAUUGCCCCAAAUCUCAUCACCAUCAUUGGACUAUCAAUAAACAUCUGUACGACUGUUUUGUUAAUAUACUAUUGUCCCACAGCUACAGAACAGGCACCUCUGUGGGCAUAUAUUGCCUGUGCAUGUGGCCUUUUCAUUUAUCAGUCUUUGGAUGCUAUAGAUGGGAAACAAGCAAGAAGAACCAACAGUAGCUCUCCUUUGGGAGAACUUUUUGACCAUGGCUGUGAUUCACUUUCUACAGUCUUCGUAGUUCUUGGAACCUGCAUUGCAGUGCAGCUGGGAACCAACCCUGAUUGGAUGUUCUUCUGUUGUUUUGCCGGGACUUUCAUGUUUUACUGUGCACACUGGCAAACGUAUGUUUCUGGAACGUUGCGAUUUGGAAUAAUUGAUGUGACUGAAGUGCAAAUCUUCAUAAUAAUCAUGCAUUUGCUGGCAGUGAUUGGAGGACCACCUUUUUGGCAAUCUAUGAUUCCAGUGCUGAAUAUUCAAAUGAAAAUUUUUCCAGCACUUUGUACUGUUGCAGGGACCAUAUUCUCCUGUACAAAUUACUUCCGUGUAAUCUUCACAGGUGGUGUUGGCAAAAAUGGAUCAACCAUAGCAGGAACAAGUGUCCUUUCUCCUUUUCUCCAUAUUGGAUCAGUGAUUACAUUAGCUGCAAUGAUCUACAAGAAGUCAGCCGUUCAACUCUUUGAAAAACAUCCCUGUCUUUAUAUACUGACAUUUGGUUUUGUAGCUGCUAAAAUCACUAACAAACUUGUGGUUGCGCACAUGACCAAGAGUGAAAUGAGUCUACACGACACAGCCUUCAUAGGUCCUGCCCUUUUGUUUCUGGACCAGUACUUUAACAGCUUUAUUGAUGAAUAUAUCGUACUUUGGAUUGCUUUGGUCUUCUCCUUAUUUGAUUUAAUUCGCUACUGUGUCAGUGUCUGCAAUCAGAUCGCUUCCCACCUGCGUAUAAAUGUCUUCAGAAUCAAGGCCUCCACAGCACAUUCUAAUCAUCAUUAGUGACUUAAUUGUUAUUAUGAGAAAUAGGAAGCAGAUUUUUCUGCAGGAAAUUGAGGAGAAUGGGGGUGGAUAAGAACAAAUCUAAUUUAUAAUAAUCAAUGUUGUAUAACUGCUAUUCUUCGUUCUUGGUAACACUCCUUAACUAGCCUCUGUGAGAAGGGGGAAUUCCAAGUCCUAUCCUGUAAAACAUACAUGUAGUCCUACUGGUUUUGGCCCAAGAAAGCAUGCAGGAAAUAAUGCCUUGUCUUUGUCAUUACCUUUGAAUACUGAAUAAACUUGUCCUGGGGAGCAGAGCGGCAGCAAUGGAAAAUGUCUAAUGUAAACUAUUUACAGACCAUAAGACUGCUACUUUAUCAUUUUAAUAAAUCAUCCUCUUUUAGUGAAA